CCAAAACCGGCCCUGGAAAUAUAAACUAAACACUAAGGUGAAUUGGUACUCCAAAUAUCAAACACUUUCUUCUCCGUCCUUUUCUUCACCAAAUCGUAACAUCCAACUUUUCUCAACUCAAAUUCCCUUUCGACAUGUCAGGCUACCCUAACCAGCCUCCCGGCUACGGCUACGGCUACGGCGCCCCUCCGCCAUCACAAUACGGUGCUCCUCCGACGUCGCAGUCCUACGGCGCCCCACCGCCCGGCCAGUCCUACGGCGCUCCGCCGUCUGGCCAAUCCUACAGCGCCUCCCCCUACGGCCAGCCGUCCGCUCCCUACGCCGCUCCUUACAGCAAACCACCGAAGGAGGGGUCCCACUCCCAAAGCAGCAGCGGAGGAGGCUAUCCUCCAGCGGCGUCGUACGGGAGCCCGUUCGCGUCGCUGGUUCCGUCGGCGUUUCCGCCGGGCACGGACCCCAGCAUAGUGGCGUGCUUCCAGAUUGCGGAUCAAGACGGAAGCGGCUUCAUCGACGACAAGGAAUUGCAGAGAGCGUUGUCUUCGUAUAACCAAAGCUUCAGCCUCAGAACCGUUCAUCUUCUCAUGUAUCACUUCACCAAUUCCAACGUCAAGAAGAUAGGACCCAAGGAAUUCACAUCUUUAUUUUACAGUCUUCAGAACUGGAGGUCCAUUUUUGAGAGAUUUGACAAGGACAGAAGUGGAAAAAUCGAUUCCAAUGAGUUGCGAGAUGCUCUACUGAGUUUGGGUUAUGCUGUUUCUCCUGUUGUAUUGGAUUUGCUGGUUUCAAAGUUUGACAAAACUGGGGGAAAAAGCAAGGCUAUAGAAUAUGACAAUUUCAUCGAGUGUUGUCUUACUGUUAAGGGACUAACUGACAAAUUCAAGGAGAAAGAUACAGCGUAUACGGGGACUGCAACCUUCUCCUAUGAAGCCUUUAUGCUGACAGUCCUGCCAUUCCUAACAGCGUAGGAAAGUAAUGGUGUGUGGUUGGGUAUGGCCAAGCUCUGUAUUUGGUUUGAAAAUGUGUGAUUGAAUUGCUUUACUAUUGCCUGCUUUUAACUAUGGUAGUAUUCCUCAACUUGUUUACUUUAUAAAUAAUUAAACACUAUGUUUUAUGCCUCUUCAUAAUUUUUUCUUUGGGGGCUGCUGUUUGUGAAUUAA
Vigna unguiculata (cowpea) is the source of this 1157-nucleotide messenger RNA. RefSeq names its product calcium-binding protein CBP-like. Gene Ontology annotation, molecular function: calcium ion binding. The record is from RefSeq and is a predicted model, not a curated record. NCBI's taxonomy places the organism in Eukaryota, Viridiplantae, Streptophyta, Magnoliopsida, Fabales, Fabaceae.